This is a messenger RNA of Paralichthys olivaceus (Japanese flounder), 916 nucleotides long. The record is from RefSeq and is a predicted model, not a curated record. Lineage: Eukaryota; Metazoa; Chordata; Actinopteri; Pleuronectiformes; Paralichthyidae.
UACAUGCAUCCAACUGUAGUCACACUGCCUCCACACAUUUCUGCACGUAUGAGCUUGGAGGCGUAGGAAAAGAACAAGAUGGCCAACUCAGCGCUGGAGAUUGUGGGUCUCUUAUUGACCCUGAUCGGGCUGAUUGGCGCGGCAGCGAGCACCGGGAUGCCGAUGUGGCGAGUCACAGCUUUCAUUGGGGAGAACAUCAUUGUGUUUGAGACUCGCUACGAGGGUCUGUGGAUGAAUUGCUUCCGGCAGGCCAACAUCAGGAUGCAGUGCAAGGUGUACGACUCUCUCUUGGCCCUGCCCCCUGACCUGCAAGCAGCGAGGGGGCUCAUGUGCAGUGCUCUGGCGCUGGGCGGCCUGGGUCUGCUGAUCAGCUUGGUGGGGUUGCAGUGCACGUCAUGUAUCCAGAACAACGACAGAGCAAAGCGACUAGUUCUGAUCAUUGCAGGAAGCAUGGUCAUCAUGGCUUGCAUCUGCGUCCUCAUCCCUGUUUCGUGGACGGGCCAUGUCAUCAUCAGGGACUUCUACAAUCCCUUGCUGAUCGACGCCCAGCGCAGGGAGCUCGGGGAGGCUCUGUACAUCGGCUGGGUGUCCUCGGCUUUUCUGUUCGUUGGAGGAUGCAUGUUUAUUUGCUGCAACCUGCAGUCUGAAGACAAAGGUUCAGAGAGGUAUGUUUACUCCAGGGACUCCAGCUACAUGGCCUAUCCCCCACAGCCCCUACAGCCUCAGCAGCUGGUGCUAAUUCCCCGACCAGAACCUCAACUACAACCUCAAUUACAACCAGUCCUGUCCAGACACCCAUCAACUAUCUACUCCAACUACUCCAGAUACCCCUCUGUACGCAGUGCGGUGGCUUAUCUCUGAACACUGGCCGAGGUAAUGAUAAUCAGUUAUGGUCACUAUAUUCAAUUCAAUUCAA